This is a messenger RNA of Spodoptera frugiperda (fall armyworm), 1493 nucleotides long. RefSeq lists its product as uncharacterized. The record is from RefSeq and is a predicted model, not a curated record. The transcript has a single exon. Bases 224 to 1252 code for a protein of 342 amino acids. Lineage: Eukaryota; Metazoa; Arthropoda; Insecta; Lepidoptera; Noctuidae.
CAUAAAUAUGGAAGAUAAUCCAGUGAACUCCUUAAAAAUGAGCAGAAUGAGCUCUGCGUUUACGUUGAAGUGAUGCAUACUAGCUUAUCUUUCUCAGUAGCCAUAAAAUUCAGGACAGAUAGUAGCAUAUCUGGUAUAGAAUGAUGGGUAGCUUGAUACGCAAGGAGUCGUUGCAAGGAUCCGGCAAUUGUAACUCGAGGUGGCGCUCCACAAGUCCGAGGCCAUGUGCUUUCAUGGCCGCGGGAACGCGCCACCUCCGGGUGGGUCCCAAAUAACGGCAGGAGGGGUUACCAUCGGCGUCGAGACGACGAUGAAGUACCUAGGACUCGUUCUCGACAGUCGAUGGAACUUCGUGGAGCAUUUCCGACGUUUGGCUCCUAAGUUGGAACGGACGGGGGCUGCGCUUAAGCGGCUCCUGCCCAACCUCGGGGGGCCAAAUGCCUGCUGCCGGAGGUUGUACGCGGGGAUCGUGCGGUCCAUGGCCCUCUACGGAGCCCCUGUGUGGGCGCCAAACCUAAUGCGGCGGCCAGCUCGGGCGCUGCUCACGUCCCAGAGGGUCAUGGCCAUUCGAGUGAUCCGCGGAUAUCGCACGAUCUCCGGAGAGGCGGCUAACCUCCUUGCCGGACUCCCGCCGUGGGAUUUGGAGGCGAAGGUGCUCGCGCGUGUCUUUAGUUUGCGCGCCGACGCGCGUCGCCGGGGCGAAACUCCACUGCCGCGCCAGAUUAGUGCGUGGCGGGAUGAGCUCCGGCGCGAUCUCAUGGCGGAAUGGCAGCAGCGACUGUCGCAACCGAAGGCUGGGCUCGCUGUCAUCGCAGCGGUAAGUCCCCUCUUUGUGGAGUGGCUAGAGAGGAGCCACGGCGUCCUCUCCUAUCGCCUGACACAGGUGCUUACCGGACAUGGGAGUUUCGGUAGGUUCCUAUAUCUGAUAGGGCGUGAGGAAACGCCCGAGUGUCAUCACUGCGAAGACCGCCCGGAGGAUACGGUGAAACAUACGCUUUCAGUCUGCCCUGUGUGGGCUGAGCACCGCCGUGUCCUCAGGGAUGUGGUCGGCGACGGCGCCCUCUCGCGCCCGGCACUGAUACAAGCCAUGGUGCGAAGCGCGGGGGACUGGGAUGCCGUCUCCUCCUUCUGCGAAGCAGUCAUGUUAGCUAAGGAGGAGGCGGGGUGCCUGAGGGAACGAACCUCACGCCCCAGCCGUCGCGAGAGACACUCCGGGCGUCGGGGAUCGCGCGAUGAUCUCCGGCCACCGUAAGUGCGGGUCUGCGGACGGCGAGUAGGGGUUGCUCGCCGCCCGACCAGAUCCAGACCCGUGCGUGCGGCGCGUCGCGUUCCGCGCGCGCCUCAAAGAGCCAUCAGACCACCACAGAUGGGGCCCAGUAGGGCUGAUGCCUGAUCCAGAGCUGCGGACUACCUAGCGGGUUUACCGGGGCUCUGGUUCGAAAAGCAGGAGUAGGAACGGGGUGGUUUUUAGUCAGUAAGAGUCUGACACUCCC